AUGGGGACGGCGCUUCUCCAGCGCGGGGGCUGCUUUCUCCUGUGCCUCUCGCUGCUGCUCCUGGGCUGCUGGGCAGAGCUGGGCAGCGGGCUCGAGUUCCCGGGCGCUGAGGGCCAGUGGACACGCUUCCCCAAGUGGAACGCCUGCUGCGAGAGCGAGAUGAGCUUCCAGCUCAAGACUCGCAGCGCCCGCGGUCUCGUGCUCUACUUCGACGACGAGGGCUUCUGCGACUUCCUGGAGCUCAUCCUGACGCGCGGCGGCCGCCUGCAGCUCAGCUUCUCCAUCUUCUGCGCGGAGCCCGCCACGCUCCUGGCCGACACCCCGGUCAACGACGGCGCCUGGCACAACGUGCGUAUCCGCCGCCAGUUCCGCAACACCACGCUCUUCAUCGACCAGGUGGAGGCCAAGUGGGUGGAGGUCAAGUCGAAGCGCAGGGACAUGACCGUGUUCAGCGGCCUCUUUGUCGGGGGGCUGCCCCCGGAACUGCGCGCUGCGGCGCUCAAGCUGACGCUGGCCUCGGUGCGGGAGCGAGAGCCCUUUAAAGGGUGGAUCCGUGAUGUGAGGGUCAACUCCUCCCAGGCCCUGCCAGUGGACAGCGGCGAGGUGAAGCUGGACGACGAGCCGCCCAACAGUGGCGGGGGCAGCCCGUGCGAGGCUGGCGAGGAGGGCGAGGGCGGGGUGUGCCUCAACGGAGGCGUGUGCUCGGUGGUUGACGACCAGGCGGUGUGCGACUGUUCGAGAACCGGCUUCCGCGGCAAGGACUGCAGCCAAGAAGACAACAAUGUGGAAGGUCUGGCGCACCUGAUGAUGGGCGACCAAGGUAAAAGUAAAGAAGAUAACUUUAUUGAAGAUUUGGGCCACAACAUACUUUUUGGGGGGCAGGGAAAAGAAGAAUAUAUUGCCACUUUCAAGGGAUCUGAAUACUUCUGCUAUGACUUGUCUCAAAACCCCAUCCAAAGCAGCAGCGAUGAAAUAACUCUGUCCUUUAAAACUCUUCAGAGGAAUGGACUGAUGCUUCACACCGGGAAAUCGGCUGAUUAUGUCAAUCUUGCCCUGAAAAAUGGAGCUGUUUCUCUGGUCAUUAAUUUGGGAUCAGGGGCCUUUGAAGCACUAGUGGAGCCCGUGAAUGGAAAGUUUAAUGAUAAUGCCUGGCAUGAUGUGAAAGUCACCAGGAAUCUGCGUCAGCACUCAGGCAUUGGACACGCUAUGGUAAACAAACUACAUUGUUCGGUGACAAUAUCAGUGGAUGGGAUUCUUACCACAACGGGCUACACGCAAGAAGAUUAUACCAUGCUGGGGUCUGAUGACUUUUUCUAUGUUGGAGGCAGUCCCAGCACAGCAGACCUUCCAGGGUCACCAGUCAGUAACAACUUUAUGGGCUGUCUCAAAGAGGUUGUAUAUAAAAAUAAUGAUGUAAGACUGGAAUUAUCUCGUCUUGCCAAACAAGGAGACCCUAAGAUGAAGAUCCAUGGAGUGGUAGCAUUUAAAUGUGAGAAUGUUGCAACUUUGGACCCAAUCACCUUUGAAACCCCAGAGUCUUUCAUCUCUUUGCCUAAAUGGAAUGCAAAGAAAACAGGCUCCAUAUCAUUUGAUUUCCGUACAACAGAGCCAAAUGGCCUCAUCUUAUUUAGCCAUGGCAAGCCAAGACACCAAAAAGAUGCCAAGCACCCUCAGAUGAUAAAGGUUGACUUCUUUGCUAUUGAGAUGCUGGAUGGCCAUCUCUACCUCCUCUUGGACAUGGGGUCAGGUACAAUAAAAAUCAAAGCCCUACAGAAGAAGGUGAAUGAUGGAGAAUGGUAUCAUGUGGACUUCCAGAGAGAUGGACGGUCAGGUACCAUUUCUGUCAACACGCUGCGCACACCCUAUACUGCUCCUGGCGAGAGCGAGAUUCUGGACCUGGAUGAUGAGUUGUACCUGGGGGGCUUGCCAGAAAAUAAGGCUGGCCUCGUCUUCCCCACCGAGGUGUGGACUGCUCUGCUCAAUUAUGGCUACGUGGGCUGCAUUAGAGAUUUGUUCAUUGAUGGCCAGAGCAAAGAUAUCCGGCAAAUGGCUGAAAUUCAAAGUACUGCUGGAGUGAAGCCCUCCUGCUCAAGGGAAACAGCAAAACCGUGCCUUAGCAACCCCUGCAAAAACAAUGGCAUGUGCAGGGAUGGGUGGAACAGAUAUGUCUGUGAUUGUUCCGGAACAGGCUAUCUUGGCAGGUCCUGCGAGAGAGAGGCAACGGUUCUGAGCUACGAUGGGAGUAUGUUUAUGAAAAUCCAGCUCCCGGUGGUGAUGCACACAGAGGCUGAAGAUGUGUCCUUACGGUUCCGAUCACAGCGUGCAUACGGCAUUCUCAUGGCAACCACUUCUAGAGAUUCAGCAGACACCCUCCGCCUGGAGCUGGAUGCAGGGCGUGUGAAACUGACGGUCAAUCUAGAUUGUAUCAGGAUUAACUGUAAUUCCAGCAAAGGUCCCGAGACCCUUUUUGCCGGCUAUAACCUCAAUGAUAACGAAUGGCACACAGUGCGUGUGGUCCGUCGAGGAAAAAGUUUAAAGUUAACCGUGGAUGACCAACAGGCCAUGACAGGUCAAAUGGCAGGCGAUCACACGAGGCUGGAGUUUCAUAACAUAGAGACUGGCAUCAUCACGGAACGUCGGUAUCUGUCUUCUGUCCCCUCCAACUUCAUUGGACACCUGCAAAGCCUGACAUUUAAUGGAAUGGCAUACAUUGACUUGUGUAAAAAUGGUGACAUAGAUUACUGUGAGCUCAAUGCCAGAUUUGGCUUCAGGAACAUCAUAGCAGACCCUGUCACCUUCAAGACCAAAUCAAGUUAUGUUGCCUUAGCUACAUUGCAAGCCUACACUUCUAUGCAUCUUUUUUUCCAGUUCAAGACAACAUCCCUAGAUGGACUAAUACUAUAUAAUAGUGGGGAUGGAAAUGACUUUAUUGUGGUCGAAUUAGUUAAAGGGUACUUACAUUAUGUGUUUGAUUUGGGAAAUGGUGCUAACCUUAUCAAAGGGAGCUCAAAUAAACCUCUCAAUGACAAUCAGUGGCACAAUGUGAUGAUAUCAAGGGACACCAGCAAUCUCCACACUGUCAAAAUUGACACGAAAAUCACAACACAAAUCACUGCGGGAGCCAGGAACUUGGACCUUAAAAGUGACUUAUAUAUAGGAGGAGUGGCUAAAGAAACCUACAAAUCUUUGCCGAAACUCGUCCAUGCCAAGGAGGGUUUUCAAGGCUGCCUGGCCUCAGUUGAUUUAAAUGGACGACUUCCAGACCUCAUCUCAGAUGCUCUUUUCUGCAAUGGACAGAUUGAGAGAGGAUGUGAAGGACCCAGCACAACCUGCCAAGAGGACUCCUGUUCCAAUCAAGGUGUGUGCUUGCAGCAAUGGGAUGGCUUCAGCUGUGACUGUAGUAUGACUUCCUUCAGUGGUCCACUCUGCAAUGACCCUGGGACAACAUAUAUCUUUAGCAAAGGUGGUGGACAAAUCACAUAUAAGUGGCCUCCUAAUGACCGGCCAAGUACACGAGCAGACAGACUGGCCAUAGGGUUUAGCACUGUUCAAAAAGAAGCUGUAUUGGUGCGAGUGGACAGUUCUUCUGGCCUGGGUGACUACCUAGAGCUUCAUAUACACCAAGGAAAAAUUGGAGUUAAAUUUAAUGUUGGGACAGAUGACAUCGCCAUUGAGGAGUCCAAUGCAAUCAUUAACGAUGGGAAAUACCAUGUAGUCCGUUUUACAAGGAGUGGUGGCAAUGCCACAUUACAGGUGGACAGCUGGCCAGUGAUCGAGCGCUACCCUGCAGGAAACAAUGAUAACGAGCGCCUGGCGAUUGCUAGACAGCGAAUUCCAUAUCGACUUGGUCGAGUAGUUGAUGAAUGGCUACUCGACAAAGGGCGUCAGCUCACAAUCUUCAAUAGCCAAGCAACCAUAAUAAUUGGCGGGAAAGAGCAGGGCCAGCCCUUCCAGGGCCAGCUCUCUGGGCUUUACUACAAUGGCUUGAAAGUUCUGAAUAUGGCAGCCGAAAAUGAUGCCAACAUCGCCAUAGUGGGAAAUGUGAGACUUGUUGGUGAAGUGCCUUCCUCAAUGACAACUGAGUCGACAGCCACUGCCAUGCAGUCAGAGAUGUCCACAUCAAUUAUGGAGACCACCACAACCCUAGCUACUAGCACAGCCAGAAGAGGAAAGCCCCCUACAAAAGAACCCAUUAGCCAGACCACAGAUGACAUCCUUGUGGCCUCAGCAGAAUGUCCCAGCGACGAUGAGGACAUUGACCCCUGUGAGCCGAGCUCAGGUGGGUUAGCUAACCCAACCCGAGCAGGCGGGCGAGAGCCGUACCCAGGCUCAGCGGAAGUGAUUCGGGAGUCCAGCAGCACCACAGGCAUGGUGGUGGGGAUCGUAGCUGCCGCCGCCCUGUGCAUUCUCAUUCUCCUCUAUGCCAUGUACAAGUACAGAAACCGGGAUGAAGGCUCGUAUCAUGUGGACGAGAGUCGAAACUACAUCAGUAACUCAGCACAGUCCAACGGGGCUGUUGUAAAGGAGAAACAACCCAGCAGUGCGAAAAGCGCCAACAAAAAUAAGAAAAACAAGGAUAAAGAGUAUUACGUCUGA
Messenger RNA from Puma concolor (puma), 4596 nucleotides. The record is from RefSeq and is a predicted model, not a curated record. NCBI's taxonomy places the organism in Eukaryota, Metazoa, Chordata, Mammalia, Carnivora, Felidae.